AUGGUGCUCCGUCUGGCCAUGGAGCCCACUGAUGAUGGAGAGAGCUGGAUGGAGGAACAGUGGGAGAAAUGGCUCACACAUGAUAUUAGCCUGGAGGAGUACGAGGACGAUGACCUGUCCGAGGUAACGGAGAUCACCGAUGAGAAUGGGAUCAGCCUCAGUCAUAGUGACUUGGACAUUGAACAUCAUGUGACACAGCCAGCCAAUGGCGUGGUGGAGAGCACUAAGAGGAGGGAGGUGGCUGAGCUGCAGACAGAGAUGCUGCACUUGGACCUCAUAGAUGCAGUGGGUGGAAACCAGGAAGAAGACGAGGAAGAAGAAGAGGAAGAAGAAGAAGAAGAGGAGGGGGCCCUACAGCUUAUCGAUGCCGUCUCUGAGAACUGGGAGGAGGAAAAGGGAGCUGGUCCAGCUGUCAACCAGCCACCCCCACUGAAGGAUUUUAACUCUGUCGCUAUGGAUACAUACCGGCCCAAGAGACCCACCACCUUGAAUCUUUUCCCCCAGGUGCCUCGGACUCAGGACACAAUCAAUAACAACUCAUUUGGAGAAAAAGGUAGAAGAAAAGAGAAGAAAACACACUCAUCCUCACCCCUUAUAAAAGGGGAUCUGACGCCCAAGCUUGAGCAGGCUGAAGGGGACAAAGUACAGAAAGAUGUGAGGCCCAGUAGCCCAGUCUCCACCUCCUCCAAGGCUGGAGCCUCUCCCUGCACCCAGGAGCAGGAGAAGCCUACAACUACUUCGCACAACCUCUGCCAAGCACACAACUCCACACACACAGCCAUGAGGGAGACCGCCAUAGAUAGUCGGCUGGGGCCUGUUAGCUUGGAGAAAGCCCAUUACCAUGCCGUGAACGGCUGCAAGGAGCAGGUGAGGUAUUCUGUAGCAGACCAGAAAAACAAGUACAACCAUCAAGCGAACGGGGAGGAUAACAAGGCGGAACGGGAGGCAACGGACGAAAUUCACUUAACGCCCGUGGUAAACGGUGAGAGGGAACGAGCUUUCCUGUCGCAGAGCAGUGACAGCAAUCGCAUGUCCAUCAGCUCAGACACGGAGCUGCCUCCAUUGCAUUACCACCCGCUCACCGGACGCGCCAACCCUUCCAUCAGCGAGGAGGACGAAGUCUACCCCCCCACGCCUCCCUGCAGGACCGUCAGCCUCAGCGAGGGGUGCAACGCUGCAGCUUGGGUCCCUGCUCAAGCAGAUUCGGGUGCCCAAGGUUCAGCUGUGAGCACAGAUGCCACGGGGCUUUCCUACGAUACAGUGAAAUAUACUCUGGUGGUGGAUGAGCAUGCGCAGCUGGACCUGGUCAGCCUGAAGCAGUGUUACCAAGGUUACCAGGACAGCGACAGUGAUGACAAUACCGUCUACGAGUCUGCCAUCGAAGAUGAGGAAGAUGAAGAGGAGCAGGAAUCCAGGACAGAGAGCAUGAAGAGAGAACCAUCUGGCCUGUCAGGAGAUUCCACCACUGACACCACAUCGGAUUUACCUCGCUCUAGAAAGUUCCUUAAUGUGUUUGUGAACAGACAACCACGUUUCUCCGGGGCUGAGUCCUUCGGCCACUUCUCCUGUGUAAUAGAUGGGGAGGAGAGAGAACAAAGCCACAGAGCAGUUUUCAGGUUUGUCCCUCGUCAUGAGGACGAGCUAGAGCUGGAGGCAGACGACCCGUUGCUGAUGGAGGCACAGUCAGAGGACCUGUGGUGUGAGGCCUACAAUAUGCGGACUGGUGCGCGUGGCAUCUUCCCGGCAUUUUAUGCCGUCAAGGUUGCCAAAGAUAUUUUGCUAUCAGAGGAAAAGGGCGAAUGGGUGGACACGUUCUGGGUGAAAUUCCUCGGCUCUGUUCAAGUGCCAUAUCACAAAGGGAAUGAUGUACUGUGCGCAGCUAUGCAGAAGAUUGCCAGAAACAGGAGAACAACAAUGCAGUUUAGUCCUCCCUCCGCAUGCAUCUUGGAGAUCAGUCAAAGAGGAGUGAAAAUUAUAGUUCAAGAUGAAUGCCAAACCGCUGAAAGGGGUGAUAAAUGCUGUCACUUUUUCCAGCUUAAGAACAUCUCUUUCUGUGGCUGCCACCCUAAAAACAAAAAAUACUUUGGGCUCAUCACUAAACAUCCUGCUUACCAACGAUUCGCCUGUCACGUUUUCUUCUCAGAGGAGACCACCAAGCCGCUAGCCGAGUCUGUGGGAAAAGCAUUUCAGCAGUUCUACAAGGAACACAUGGAGUAUUCCUGCCCCACAGAAGACAUCUUUCUGGAAUGA
Messenger RNA from Chanos chanos (milkfish), 2250 nucleotides. It is a transcript of the gene mapk8ip1a, whose product is annotated as mitogen-activated protein kinase 8 interacting protein 1a. The coding region runs from base 1 to 2250 and encodes 749 amino acids. The transcript has 12 exons. Lineage: Eukaryota; Metazoa; Chordata; Actinopteri; Gonorynchiformes; Chanidae. Gene Ontology annotation, cellular component: cytoplasm. The record is from RefSeq and is a predicted model, not a curated record. Gene Ontology annotation, biological process: JNK cascade; regulation of JNK cascade. Gene Ontology annotation, molecular function: JUN kinase binding; MAP kinase scaffold activity.